AUGUGUUCUCAUGAAGGGAAAGACUUGGAAGAUGCAACAAAGUAUCGGCAAUUGGUGGGUAGUUUGAUUUACUUAACUUUAACAAGACCCGAUAUCUCCUAUGCAAUAGGUGUGAUGAGUUGUUACAUGCAAAAUCCAAAGAAGUCUCAUUUGGAUGGAGUUCAUCGAAUCUUGAGAUAUGUAAAAAGUACAAUUGACUAUGGUAUGUUGUUUAAGAAAGGUGAAGAAUGCAAAUUGAUCGGAUACUGUGACUCUGACUAUGGAAGAGACCAUGAUACCCGUCGUUCAACUACUGGCUUUGUGUUUAAGCAUGGAACUGGAGCGAUUUCUUGGUGCAGCAAAAGGCAAGCAACAGUGUCGCUGUCAACAACAGAAGCAGAGUAUCGGGCAGCAACAGUUGCAGCUCAGGAAACAAUUUGCUUGUCUGAAAAUCUAGUUUUCCAUGCAAGGACUAAACAUGUGGAGAUACAUUACCACUUUAUUCGGGAAAAAGUGUUGCAAGGAGAGAUUGGCUUGGAGCACAUCAAAUCGGAACAUCAAAUUGCAGACUUGUUCACCAAAGGUUUUAGUGUCAACAACUUGAAGAGUUUCUGCAAGCAGCUAGGCAUGAUUAAGACGGAGAGUUGA
This is a messenger RNA of Solanum tuberosum (potato), 627 nucleotides long. RefSeq lists its product as uncharacterized. The coding region runs from base 1 to 627 and encodes 208 amino acids. The record is from RefSeq and is a predicted model, not a curated record. Lineage: Eukaryota; Viridiplantae; Streptophyta; Magnoliopsida; Solanales; Solanaceae. The transcript has 2 exons.